AUGAUCAUGGUUGGAGAUUGCUACAUCCCUGCUGAUUUUGUAGUUCUUGAGCUGGAACACCAACCUAAAGACCCUCUUAUCUUGGGAAGGCCAUUCCUAGCUACUGCAGGAGCUAUAAUAGAUGUCAAGAAUGGAAAGAUUGACUUGCAUCUUGGAGAUAUAGUGAUGAAUUUCGAGGUAAACAAGUCUAUGGAGAAACCAACUGUAGAUGGUCAAGCUUUUUGGAUUGGAGAGCUCGCAGAGACAAGAGAAGAAGUGCUGGAUGAACUCCUUCUUAUUGAUCCCUUGGAGCUAGCUUUGACAAAGGCUGAGAAUGAGUAUGGAUACAUGGAAAGAGAAGCUCAAUGCUUAGUCAAGUUCAUGGAUUCCAAGGAAGCUUAUAAAGAGCUGAUAGCUUAUAUGGACUUAGAGAGAGAAGAGGAAGAGCCAGACAUUGACAAGGAGGCUAAACCCAAACCUAAAGGAAGUUGUCAAGAAGGAGAUAAUGAAGCUAUUGAAAGCUGGAGUGAUUAUCCAAUAUCAGAUAGUGCAUGGGUCAGCCCUGUACAUGUCGUGCCAAAGAAAGGAGGGAUCACAGUCAUCAAGAAUGAACAUGAUGAGCUCAUUCCAACAAGGACAAUCACUGGACACAGAAUGUGUGUCGACUACAGGAAACUGAACUCCUCUACGCGCAAGGACCACUACCCCUUGCCAUUCAUAGACCAGAUGCUUGAGCGCCUUGCCAAUCAUCAAUACUACUGUUUCUUGGAUGGAUACUCAGGAUUUUUCCAAAUUCCAAUCCACCCAGAUGAUCAGGAGAAGACUACAUUCACUUGUCCCUAUGGCACAUAUGCUUAUAGGAGAAUGCCUUUUGGAUUGUGCAAUGCUCCAGCUACAUUCCAAAGGUGUAUGAUGUCCAUAUUCACAGAUCUCAUAGAAGAGAUUAUGGAGGUUUUCAUGGAUGAUUUCUCAGUAUAUGGUUCUUCCUUUGAAUCAUGUUUGGGGAAAUCUUGGAAGAGUGCUACAGAGAUGUGA
Molecule: messenger RNA, 1014 nt
Organism: Microthlaspi erraticum
Lineage: Eukaryota; Viridiplantae; Streptophyta; Magnoliopsida; Brassicales; Brassicaceae
Source: the annotation of a GenBank genome assembly